Serpula lacrymans var. lacrymans S7.9 is the source of this 1466-nucleotide messenger RNA. RefSeq lists its product as uncharacterized. Bases 513 to 1016 code for a protein of 167 amino acids. The record is from RefSeq and is a predicted model, not a curated record. Gene Ontology annotation, molecular function: RNA nuclease activity; RNA binding. Lineage: Eukaryota; Fungi; Basidiomycota; Agaricomycetes; Boletales; Serpulaceae. The transcript has 4 exons.
CCAGUGGUCUAAUGUUUCGUAUGUAGCAGUAAUGAGGUUUCAUAACAGCAGUACCGUGACUAGUCUAAGAAAAAGAAAAAACUUUCACCACUACAUCAGUGGGUACCCCACAGGUUUUCAUCAGCUCUCGUUCUCAUUCCAUAUCAGAUGCAACGACGAGAAGACACUCUCGCUGAUAUACAUUGAUCAGCUCGAAAUCACUCCCAGCGACCUCGAAGCUUGGCAAUCACGAGAUUCUCCAGCGUUGCCGGUUUACACUGCAGCGCUCCUACUCCAUCAAGCACUGCAUGCAUUUGUAUUAGACCAAGUUCGACAUGAUAUGCGUCGGCGGAUCAGAGAAGGUGAACGACUACUCUAUUGUGACGUUGGUUUCCAUUCCAGCGCUCUAACGCGGUUGAGAAAUUCUAACGCUCAACUCGGUUGAUGAGAUAAGUGGUAUCAUGAGCUAACAAUGUUGAAACAAAUCGUUCAAACCCAACCUCGUCCCCAUCAUCCGUCGAGAGACAUUCAACAUGCACUUCACCAAAGCUUUGCUCGCCCUGGCGCUCGUUGCAGCACCCGUCUUUGCCACUCCUACUGCUAUCGUCAAAGACAGCAUUGAAUCCAGAGCUCUUGAGGCCCGUGAUAGCUAUGUCACUUGCAGCCCCAAGAAGAACUCCUCUCCCACGAAGUCUUUCAAAGUUGACGUUAACAACGCACAGAGUCAGGCCAAAAGCGCUGGCUUCGUAGCCGGUAAAAGUGGAGACCCUCACGGCUACAACAGCGGCGAUGGCAUCAAGUGGGGCUCCAACAACUGCGACAACGGCAAGAACCCUCUGUUUGAAUACCCGGUCUUCUGGGUGGGUGCCAAACAGAAGGAAUGGCAGAAGGACACCAAGACUAGUGGCCAGGAGAAGACUCCGAUUCGUGUCGUGUACGCCAACGUGAAUGGCGGUAUCUACUACUGCGGUGUCAUGACCCAUAGCGAGGUAGACAAAAACUACCAGGGCAAGGACUUCUUCGAGAAGUGUAGUUAAGUGCAGACCCACGGCCUGUGGCAAGGAAUGAGCUGGGUGGUAGUGGGUGUCGGUUUUUGGCAAUUUUUGGCGACAAAAUCCUUCAAGCAGACGAGAACACACAGUACUUCAUUGGUUUGUAGUAGUUUAGAUGUUUUCUGUGACAAAAGUGGACUCCUACAUCAUUCGGCUUCUGCGUCACAUCGGGUAGAAUUGGUACUUAAAGACUCGUUAUUUCUUUUCAACGUUCCCUAUAUAUUUCUCAGUCUCCCAGACGAUAGCUCAGGGGCCUAUUAGUAUCCCGAGAGUAUGGCUUAGGAAUCGACUUUGUAAAAACGCAAUCGCGCAUUCACUGAGAUUCUGCGUAAUUCUGAUUAUAUUGUGUCGUUUCUGGCUAGGUCUGGAUGCAUAUGCCAGGACCCUGCGGCUCUUAGGAUUGUACAAUAAAGGCUGGUAUUGAUUCCACAGUGA